UUUUUGGUUCGGAUAUCGGAUCCAAUAUCUGAGGAUUUCCAACUAUCCGACAAUCCUACCACAUAUUCCAAUUUUCCCUCAUAUCCCAACCACUUCCCUCACUUUCCCGCAUAUCCCGACCUCACCACACGACCUCACCCUACCUCUUAUCACAUAUCCUACCCGUCCCUCAUACCCCCAUCUUCUCACAUAUCCCAAUUCCUUAGUUAUCCUCAUCUCACCCUUAAGGCACAAAAUAGCAAAUAGAAUAUCACAAAAAAAUUUUUUUUAAUUUUCAAAAAUUUUCUAGGCCGCCAAAUUCCCUGCAAAUAAGCAAAAUGUUUGGAUUGGCUAUUGGAGGGGCUUCUUUUCUCAAUCUUUUAUUGCCCUACUCUUUUCACUCACAUUCUGAUUUUAUGGUUGCUAUAGUGCAGAUAUCUCAAGGACUAGUACAGGGUCUCGCCUAUCCAGCAAUGCAUGGUGUUUGGCGUUAUUGGGCACCUCCUCUGGAAAGGUCAAAAUUGGCAACAACUGCCUUCACAGGUUCCUAUGCCGGAGCAGUUUUUGGUCUUCCAAUAAGUGCAUGGCUUGUUUCUUAUACUCAUUGGUCUGCCCCUUUCUACAUUUAUGGAAUUGCUGGCGUUCUGUGGAGCAUUUUUUGGUUUUCCCUGACUUUUGAAAGGCCAGCAUUUCACCCAACAAUUUCUGCAAAAGAGAAAGAACAUAUAGAAACGAGUAUUGGACAAGUAUCACAAACACAGCCUACAUUGAGCACAAUUCCUUGGCGUGCCAUACUCACUUCCAGGCCUGUUUGGGCAAUUAUUGUUGCCAAUUUCGCUCGAAGUUGGAAUUUUUAUUUGCUGCUCCAAAACCAAUUGACAUACAUGAGGGAUGUUUUAGGACUGAGAAUUAGUGAUAGUGGAUUCAUUGCAGCCCUUCCACAUGCUGUUAUGGGUUGUGUUGUACUACUUGGAGGAAGGAUGGCGGAUUAUCUUCGUUCAAAUAAAAUACUCUCAACAACUGCUGUUCGCAAAAUUUUUAAUUGUGGAGGAUUUGGCUGUGAAGCCCUCUUCCUACUCGUUGUUGCUUACACAAAAAGUGAACGUACAGCAAUGACAGCCCUCAUUUUUGCUGUAGGUUGUAGCGGAUUUGCAAUUUCUGGUUUUAAUGUUAAUCAUUUGGAUAUUGCUCCUCGUUAUGCUGCUAUUUUAAUGGGAUUUUCCAAUGGAAUUGGCACUUUAGCAGGAUUAAUAUGCCCUUUUGUUGUUGAAUCCUUAACUGCAAAAGGAAGCAAUCCAAAUGGUUGGACAACCGUUUUUCUUCUGGCUUCGAUGAUUCAUUUUACCGGAAUUACCUUUUAUGGAGUUUAUGCUUCUGGAGAAUUACAGGACUGGGCAGAACCAAAAGAGGAAGAAGAAAAGGUUGUUUGGAGUGCUGAACAAGCUUCCGAAGCCCGAAGAUUUGAGGAAGGUGGAAAAAGAAAGGGAAGUUAUGGAGCUGUUGGAACUUCUAUAAAUAUUGAACCUCUACCAAAAAUUAGAAAUUAUAGUUUGGGACAGACGGGAGGAAUUCAAAUAGACUCAACAAAUCCUUUUGGAGCAGAUUGGGGAGAUUCUCAUAAUUAUUAUCAACAAAAUGGAGGAGGUAAUUUUAAUGAAAAGAGGGAUUCGUUGAGAUAA
Molecule: messenger RNA, 1658 nt
Organism: Meloidogyne enterolobii
Lineage: Eukaryota; Metazoa; Nematoda; Chromadorea; Rhabditida; Meloidogynidae
Source: the annotation of a GenBank genome assembly